AGUUAUCGCGAUAACUACUCGUGAAAUAAACAAGUUAAUGUUAAUAUUGUACGAAAAGGGAGAGAGUGAGAAACAAAAAUGAUCAUCUCCAAAAUCGAAAGCAUCUGUGAAUGGAAAUUGAUUGCAGGAUUUCUAAUACUUGUUUCGUUCCUGUAUCUAUGGAAAGAAAGGAACAGAAAUAAAUCGAGAAACGAAUUACCAACAUCUUCUAGUUUCUGUGCUCUUUGGAAUCUGAUUUUCUGUCCAGUAAAAGUGCAAGAUUAUCGAAAACUUUGUGGAUGUUUUAUUAUUCAAGUUCUGAAUUCUGCGUGUAUUGUAUAUCUAAAAGAAAGAUUAAUUAAAGUUUCGUGGGGUGGUUAUCAUUAUAUUGUAUUAUCUCAUCCGGAAGUGGUUCAGGAAGUACUGAAGAGUUACACCGUAAUUAACAAAGAUUGGCUCUAUAAUAUUCUUCAUUCUUGGCUAGGAACGGGUCUUCUAACGAGUUCGAAUGAUAAGUGGAGGCAUCGUAGGAAAUUAUUAACUCCCGCAUUUCAUUUUCGAAUUCUCGAAGAUUUUCAAGGAAUUUUCAAUGAUCAAUCAAACAUCUUAAUUGAAAAAUUGAAGAAGAAAGAGGAAAAUGAAGAAUUUCUUAUGGACGAGUUGAUUACGCUGUGCACUUUGGAUGUUAUUGGAGAUUCGGCAAUGGGAGUUCAUAUUAAAGCUCAAAACCGAUCUGACACUGAUUACGUCAUUGCCAUUAAUGAUAUAACAUCCGCAUUUGUUCAGUGGUUCACAAAACCUUGGUAUUGGUUUCGUCCCCUUUUCAAGUUGAGUUCCUUAGGAAAAAAAUUGAAAAAAGAUACAGAAACCGUUCACGAAUUUGACAGAAAGGUAAUUAGAGAAAAGAAACAGCAACUGAUCGAAGAACUGGAAGACAAUCAAACAAUCGAUAACUUUCAAGAGGAGAAAGAAGUCGUAGGGAUAAAGAAGAGGCGAGCAUUUCUAGAUUUACUACUUUAUCAUCAUUUAACUGAUGGAAGUCUAAAUGAAGAAGAUAUCAGAGAAGAAGUUGACACCUUCAUGUUCGAAGGGCACGACACAACUGCAAUGGGUAUUAGUUGGACCCUUUAUUUGCUCGGAUUGCAUCCCGAUAUACAAGAAAAAGUGUACCAGGAGCUGGAGGAAAUUUAUGGUGAUGACAUCGAUAAAUCCAUUACCUGUGAAGAGCUUAGAAAAAUGAAAUAUUUAGAAUGUGUUGUUAAGGAAUCAAUUAGGAUCUAUCCUCCAGUUCCAUUCAUAUUGAGAAAAAAUCCUUCCGAUUUGAAAGUGGGUGAUUAUAUCUUGCCAGCAAAUUCGUCUCUUGUAAUAAACAUUUAUGGGAUUCAUCAUAAUCCAACGGUUUUCGUGAAUCCCGAAGUGUUCGAUCCGGAUCGAUUUCUACCAGAAAACUGCGAAAAACGUCAUCCCUUUGCGUUUGUGCCGUUUUCUGCAGGUCCACGCAAUUGUAUAGGUCAAAGAUUCGCCAUGAUGGAGAUGAAGACAGUUUUAUCCAAUGUUCUUCGACAUUUUCGAGUGAAGUCUUUGGAUCACAGAGAUAAGAUUUUCGAAUCAGGUGACGUUAUUCUUCGCCCUAAAUUCGGUAUAAGAAUGACCAUUAAAAAACGAUGAAAGUACAAAUAUUUUUUUUUGUAAAUAUAAAACUUAUGUUAUAAAAUACUGUACAGGCAUA
Molecule: messenger RNA, 1708 nt
Organism: Centruroides sculpturatus (bark scorpion)
Lineage: Eukaryota; Metazoa; Arthropoda; Arachnida; Scorpiones; Buthidae
Product: cytochrome P450 4C1-like
Exons: 11
Coding region: 79-1647 (522 amino acids)
Molecular function (GO): iron ion binding; heme binding; oxidoreductase activity, acting on paired donors, with incorporation or reduction of molecular oxygen
Source: RefSeq, a predicted model, not a curated record